GGAAACAUUGAGGGUGUAACAGCGGCGAGCCUGGAGCCUAGCAAAUGGUUUCUUGGGGCUGGGUAGUUUUUUUUUUUUUUUUAAACAAACCCUUAGAUAUGCCUUGCUGGCAAAUAUUGUUGAGAACAUCGCGCGACAAGCCUACUCAUUUGACCCAGUAACAUAAGGGGGUGUGGUAGCACGUGGUUCCAUUUAUAUAGGAGGAUUUUGGAAAAAGUUACACAAACAAACUCGGACUAAGGCACAACUGUUAAAUCACUGCGGGAAUCUUUUGCUCGAAUAACAGAGGAUGGACGCUGGAUUCCGAAGAAUGAACGGGGACAAAGCCGGUCAGGGCUCCAUGUACCUGGAGGAGAAAACCACCAAACCAGGGGUGCUGUCCUGCAUCUUCUCUCUGAAGGAGGGGGUGGGGGCUCUGGUCAAGGCAUUGAAACUUUUUGAGGAAAAGGGUAUCAACUUGACGCACAUCGAGUCACGCCCCUCCAGCACGAACAAGCAAGAGUACGAGUUCUUUGUCAGUGUGGACUCCACCUGUACCAAAGCCCUGGAUGAUGUCAUCGAAGGACUCGGCACUCUGAUCAGUGGGCACGUGUACGAGCUCUCCCGCAACAAGCAGAAGGACACAGUCCCGUGGUUUCCCAACCAUAUUCAGGACCUGGAUCGCUUCGCCAACCAGAUCCUCAGCUACGGAUCUGAACUGGACUCCGACCACCCUGGUUUCACAGACCCGGCAUACAGAGCCAGAAGAAAGGAAUUUGCGGACAUUGCCUACAACUACAGACACGGUCAGCCUAUUCCCACGGUGAUGUAUACAGAGGAUGAGAAGAACACAUGGGGAACUGUUUUUAAGGAGCUGAAGACCCUGUACCCGACACAUGCCUGCCAUGAGCACAAUAGAGUGUUCCCCCUGCUGGAGAAAUACUGCGGAUACAGGCAGGACAACAUUCCCCAGCUGGAGGACAUCUCACACUUCCUGCAGUCAUGCACAGGAUUCAGACUGCGCCCUGUGGCUGGUCUGCUCUCCUCUCGAGACUUCUUAGCUGGACUGGCAUUCAGAGUCUUCCAUUCAACACAGUACAUCCGUCAUGGAUCCAGGCCCAUGUACACGCCAGAGCCUGACAUCUGCCACGAGCUUCUGGGACACGUGCCUCUGUUUGCAGACCCUGGUUUUGCCCAGUUCUCACAGGAAAUUGGUUUGGCUUCCCUGGGGGCCCCCGAUGACUAUAUUGAAAAGCUUGCCACUGUGUACUGGUUCACGGUGGAGUUUGGUCUGUGCAGGCAGGGCUCAGAGAUACGGGCCUAUGGAGCUGGACUGCUCUCAUCCUUUGGGGAGCUGAAGUACAGUUUAACGGACAAGCCGAAGCUUGAGCCAUUUCUCCCUGAAAAGACCUGCCUUCAGAAGUACCCAAUCACUGAGUUCCAGCCUGUGUAUUACGUGGCUGAAAGCUUUGACGACGCCAAAGAAAAAGUCAGAAAAUACGCCGCAACUAUUCCCCGGCCCUUCUCGGUGCGGUACAAUCCGUACACCCAGAACAUAGAGGUUCUGGACAGCACUCAGCAGCUCACGAACCUGGCCGACACCAUCAGCGGUGAGAUCGGGAUCUUGUGCAACGCCCUUCGUAAAAUGGAAUGAUGAAAACUUUACACAACGUUGUAGUGAUUACUACCAAUUGCAUGUCUCCUGAUAUGUUUUUUCUGCUCUUUACGCUGUAAAAUAAUAAUAGCUAUUAUUUGCAUGUGAAUUCUUCCAGUUGCACUUAUUUUCUCCCUGUGAAACCCUAUCCUGCACGGCUAUGAUUAAAAUUGACAAAGGGACAAAAUCCAAUAAUCAUUUACAGUAUGCAAAGUAUGUAGGCCUAAUGUAUUCACUGAAUGUUUUAGCCGUUGAAUACUUAAAUACGAGUCUCAGCUUAUACGUACUUCUAUAUGAUUGGCCUACAACUGUGAGUUGGCGUGCAGGCUAAUGGUUUUUAUUUCUAAAUUAAUAAUAUCUCAGAAUAUAAAUAGGAAAUGUUUUGGUAAUGUUUGCUAAUUUAACGGUCGCUAUCAUUUACAAAAUGCUCUUUAUUAUAAGUCCAAUGAUGACAGAUAAACUUUUUUCAAUGCGAGUAAAUAGGUACCGCCGGCGCGUAGGCGGAAGAUAAUAACAGUAAUUUUCAGAAUCCAGAUGAGACCCUCCACACCAAAAUGAUUAUCACACCAAAGCUAUUAUGAUACUUCCAGGAGUACGUUUUUAUAACCUGUUCAUUACCCCAGUUUAUUGUCAAUAUUUCCUCAUUUAUCCCUUGGAACGAGAAUGUAUCGCGCAACUUGUAUAUUACUGUAGCCAUUAUGUAAAUACGGGGGUAAUAUAGGCUACAGUUGAAAUUUCCUUAUGGUUUUUU
Molecule: messenger RNA, 2384 nt
Organism: Anguilla rostrata (American eel)
Lineage: Eukaryota; Metazoa; Chordata; Actinopteri; Anguilliformes; Anguillidae
Gene: pah
Product: phenylalanine hydroxylase
Exons: 13
Coding region: 290-1633 (447 amino acids)
Biological process (GO): L-phenylalanine catabolic process; L-tyrosine biosynthetic process
Molecular function (GO): phenylalanine 4-monooxygenase activity; iron ion binding
Source: RefSeq, a predicted model, not a curated record